Molecule: messenger RNA, 1224 nt
Organism: Chiloscyllium plagiosum (whitespotted bambooshark)
Lineage: Eukaryota; Metazoa; Chordata; Chondrichthyes; Orectolobiformes; Hemiscylliidae
Source: RefSeq, a predicted model, not a curated record
UCCCACUGGGAAUCUGUCCGAGAGAUUUCUGGGUGAUUUCCUUUCCCCAGGAAUACCUGGAUAAAUACGGCUGGACGGAGCCGGUGAACUGGGAGGAGCUGGCUUACCAAGGGGUCUCCGUGCCCUUGGACGAUGACCCAUCGCCACUGGAUAUCUCCGGCCUGCUCCUGGAAGGCCACUACAACCGGAGACAUGUCAAGCAGCAGGAACAAUCCCAGCAGAUGGUGGCCAAGUACAGCAGUGCCCUGCUCCGAUUCCAGACCGCCAGCAGUAUCCCUGUCACUGGCAUCCUGGACGAUGCCACCAAGGAAGCGAUGAACGUGCCCCGCUGCGGAGUUCCUGAUCACAAAGCCCAUGACAAUGACUCCGAGAGUCUGAAUGGGACAGUGGUGGUGGGCUCUGCUGGGGUGGAAUCCGCUGAUAGUAACAUCAGCACCAUCGCCAACGUGCCAGCCUGGCCAGACCCCUCCCGUUAUGGGGUCCACACCAGGCAGCUCUUGCCCAACCUCAGGGAAGCCCAGCGCAGCCCCACAGAGGACCUCAGCUCUGAGCAACUGGACCAGCUCGCCAGGUCAGGUCAACCUCCGCUCAACCAAACAGCAACAUCUGACCGGAAUGGCACAGGGCUUUCCUGGGAGAGCUCCGAUCCUAAUGGGGAUCAAAGGCCCCGGUUGAUCCGAUGGCUGGUGGACAGCCUGAGGAGGAAGAGAGGCUCCUUGGACUUGUUGGACAAUUCCUUACCCACGGUGGCGUUCAGCAAGAGCACACUCAAAUGGCGGAUUGUGGACGAGGGCUACAGUUCCCAGCUCACCAUCGCAGACCAGAAAAUGAUCCUGAAGUUAGCCUUCCGCAUGUGGAGUGAGGUCACCCCCCUCAUCUUCGAGGAGGAUCUGAUCUCACCGGCCUCAGAAAUCGACAUCAAACUGGGAUUUGGAACAAAACGACACCUCGGCUGCUCGCAGGUUUUCGACGGGACAGGCCAGGAGUAUGCCCACGCCUGGCGCCUGGGCGAUGUGCACUUUGACGACGAUGAGCAUUUUGUGAGCCCCUCGAGCAGUGAGGGGAUCAGUUUACUGACGGUGGCUGUCCAUGAGAUUGGUCACGUGCUGGGUCUUCCACACAUCAGGCGGCCGGGAUCCAUCAUGCACCCAAACUACAUCCCACAGGAUUCCAAGGAUCUGGAAUUAGACUGGUACGACCGCAAAGCCAUUCAACAGAUCUACG